AUGGAUCAACUGACUGCGCAGCAAACGGCUGCGUACUUGGCUCGACUCGGUGUUACCGAGGGAGAGCCCAUCACCGCAAACCUCAACACGCUUGGAAUUCUCGUCGAAGCGCACCUGCAACGUGUGACCUUCGAGAACAUCGACGCGUUGCUGGGACGAACAAUUGCGCUCGAUGUCAACUCGCUGUUCGCCAAAAUUGUCGAGCGCGGACGCGGCGGCUACUGCUUCGAGCUCAACUCCCUGUUCGCCCGCCUUCUCCAGGCACUGGGCUACCGGCUUCGUCUACGCAUGGCUCGCGUUCACUGGGGUCUUCCUCGGGAAGCACCGAUGCCGCUGCAGCAGCACGUCGUACUCGUAGUGGAGCUCGCCGAGGGCGACCACCUCGUCGAUGUCGGAUUCGGUUCGGCCAACCCGUACUUUCCUCUGCCCCUGAAUGAAACAGAAGGGAGCCACCCGUACAGGCUACGGAUGCUGGGCGCUGAAGAAGACUGCGAACCGGGUACUCUGGAACUUAGCAUCCGAGGCCGCGAUGAGUGGAUACGGAUGUACCGCAUCGAACCACGUGAUCAGCGUUGGCGCGACUGCGUGCCGCUCAACUGGUACACGUGCACACAUCCCGAGUCCGUAAUGCGACGUGUACUCAUGAUGGGUCGCAAUGACGGGGAGGCGUGGCUGAGCUUGUUCAACGGUCGGUACAGGCGCCGCCUGCGUCGCUCUGGUUGCGACGCCGUGGAGAAACGGGAUAUCAGGGACGUCGACGAAUUGCUUCGCCUGAUGCAGAACGAGUUCCGCCUUCGCCUGUGUUCUGAGAAAGACUUGGAACCCCUGCGCGCUCGCUUGGCAACGCUUGUGGUCGAGGAAGUUCAAUUUUGA
This is a messenger RNA of Dermacentor albipictus, 873 nucleotides long. RefSeq names its product arylamine N-acetyltransferase-like. The record is from RefSeq and is a predicted model, not a curated record. NCBI's taxonomy places the organism in Eukaryota, Metazoa, Arthropoda, Arachnida, Ixodida, Ixodidae. Gene Ontology annotation, molecular function: acetyltransferase activity.